AUGGCCGCCAUCACGCCACAGCCCCCAUCACGCCACAGCCCCCAUCACGCCACAGCCCCCAUCACGCCACAGCCCCCAUCACGCCAUGGCCGCCAUCACGCCACAGCCCCCAUCACGCCACAGCCCCCAUCACGCCACAGCCCCCAUCACGCCACAGCCCCCAUCACGCCAUGGCCGCCAUCACGCCACAGCCCCCAUCACGCCACAGCCCCCAUCACGCCACAGCCCCCAUCACGCCAUGGCCGCCAUCACGCCACAGUCCCCAUCACUCUGCAGCGUAGACCUUGGUCCGUCUGUUGGCUGGUUCCUGGGGGCAGCGGUGAUGGAGGGUUCCCCACAGACGCUGCAGAUUUACAGUGGUCUGGUCCCUGUGUGGCUCUGAUGGGAUCUGCCUCCUGCCGACCACCGCCUGCUCGCCGGAGGAGGCACCUUCAGCUCCGACUCUCUCCAUGA
This is a messenger RNA of Knipowitschia caucasica, 453 nucleotides long. The record is from the annotation of a GenBank genome assembly. NCBI's taxonomy places the organism in Eukaryota, Metazoa, Chordata, Actinopteri, Gobiiformes, Gobiidae.